AUGGAUGUUUCGAACUCUAAUGAAAGAUUAGAAAAGGAUGCAAAGGAUAAUUCAAAAAACUAUGAUAUUGAAGCGCUCACUGGAAAUGAAUCUCAAGUCAUUGAAAUGGAUUUAAUGCUGGGUGUUGCUGAUCUUCAAACUCCCGAGGCUGUGGCUGCUGCGGAAUCUGCGAUUUCUGGUUAUCAGCCUGUUAUACCGUUGGCCGUCAGCAGUAGUGAAGAGGAGUCACAGGAUAGCAGUGACAACGAUAGUAGCAGUGAUGAGGAUGACGAUGAUAGUAGCAGUGAUGAGGAUGACGAUGAUAGUAGCAAUGAAGAGGAUGAAAGUGAUGCUGAGGAUAAGAAAACAUCCUCUCCUGUCAAACUCAAAACACCCAAGUCUGACAAAGAUAAUUCGAGUGAUGUUCGUAAUGGCCGGUCCAAAAAGCGGCCAAAAAUUGUUGAGCUUCCUUGAAAUCAUGUGAGAUGUAGUUCUAGUGUCUCUGAGUUUCAGGAAUUAUCAAUUUAUUGUAAUAGUUGGGCAAGUCUAAAGACUUACAUACUGUGCGAAGGGAAUAUGAUGAACGGUUCUGGGAGUAUCUAUAAAAGGUUGUUAACUGUGGUAUAA
Molecule: messenger RNA, 606 nt
Organism: Prunus avium (sweet cherry)
Lineage: Eukaryota; Viridiplantae; Streptophyta; Magnoliopsida; Rosales; Rosaceae
Source: RefSeq, a predicted model, not a curated record